UAGACUAUUAGGAUGUAGGAAUAGAUAAUAGUGUUAGAUUAGAUUUGGGACUAGGAGGAAUAAACAAGGAGCAGAGUAAAGUGGUCCUCUACGGUCUAGCAGGCUGACAUGCACAACUGAGCCCUGCCUGCCCGCUUUUCGAGAAGUCCGAGCCUCCAGUGCCACUGAAACCCAACUACAUGUAUGUAUGGUCACUCAAUCAAGGAAAGCAAGUGUCUCUCUCCCGAGUCCGACAACAUCAUCUGCUCCGCCGAACUGUGUGUCAAUAUGCCACUAGUUGGGCCAACCGCUUUGCUUUGUGCAUCAUGAUUGAAUUGUGAACAAGGGUUGGGCUUACGAGUGGCAAGAAUUAUGAGAUGAGACCAAUGCCCUUCCUUCAAAAAUGUCAAACAGGUGGCACAGCAGCACCAUCUCUACUGACAUCCAAGUUGUUUCCCAGUCACACUGUCACCCAUCUGAACAACCUCCUAAACACCACCGCCCAAACCAAAAGCCUCAGACAUGCAGCUCAAAUCCACUCCCAAUUCGUCACAAAUAGUUUCCUUUCCGUCCCUUUUCUCUUCAACAACCUUCUCAGCUUGUAUGCCAAGUGUGGCCACAUUUCUCACUCCCUACUCCUAUUCUCAACUGCCCAUCGAGUACCCAAGGGCGUAGUCUCCUGGACCACUCUCAUCUCCCAUCUUUCCCGUUUCAACACACCCUUUGAGGCCUUAACGUUGUUUAACCACAUGAGGAGCAAUGGUGUAUACCCCAACCACUACACCUUCUCCGCUGUUUUGCCCGCCUGCGCGAGUACCACCAUCCUUCUUCAUGGCCAACAGAUGCAUUGCUUGAUUUCCAAACACGGGUAUGAUACUGAUGUGUUUGUCGGCAGCGCCUUGGCGGAUAUGUACACAAAGUGCCAUAAUAUGGGCCUUGCCGAGAAGGUGUUUGUUGCUUUGCCUGAAAGAAACCUUGUUUCUUGGAAUUCGAUGAUCGUUGGCUGCUUGUUGAACAGUUUGCAUGACAGGGGACUUUUGCUGUUUAGGGAGGUUAUAAGGGAGGAUUUUGUUAGUCCUGAUCAAGUGAGUUUUUCGAGCGUGUUAAGUGCUUCAGCCAAUAUGGGGGCUUUGGAAUUUGGGAAGCAAAUCCAUGGGAUGAUCGUUAAGCACGGCUUACUCGCUUUGUCCUAUGUGAAGAAUUCGCUUAUGGACAUGUACUUCAAAUGCAGCUUGUUUGAUGAGGGUGCUUUGUUGUUCAAUACUGCAGGCGCUAGAGACGUUAUUACCUGGAACGUCAUGUCAAUGGGGUGUGUCUACAAUGAAAACUUUGAAGAAGCUUGCAAUUAUUUUUGGGUCAUGAGAAGGGCAGGUAUAUCGCCAGAUGAGGCAUCAUGCUCUACAGCCCUUCAUGCUUCUGCCCAUCUUGCUGCACUAGGUCAAGGGACUUUGAUCCAUAAUCAGAUUAUAAAAACAGGGUUUUCAAAGAAUACAUGCAUUGCUAGUUCGUUGAUUACAAUGUAUGCAAAAUGUGGGAGCUUGGAUGAUGCUCGUCGUGUGUUUGAAGAAAUCAAGAAUCGUAAUGUGGUUUGUUGGACAGCGAUGAUUGCUGCUUGCCAACAACAUGGGAAUGGAAACCAAGUAAUUGACUUGUUUGAAAAAAUGCUUGCAGAUGGCUUAAAACCUGAUUAUAUCACUUUUGUUUGUGUCUUAUCAGCUUGUAGUCAUACAGGACGUGUUGAAGAGGGGUAUGCUUACUUCAAUUCUAUGGAAAAGGUGCAUGGUAUAAGCCCUGGUCAUGAACACUAUGCCUGCAUGGUUGACUUACUGGGUCGUGCAGGUCAGCUAGAUGAAGCUAAGAAGUUUAUAGCACAAAUGCGGAUCAAACCUGACUCAUCCGUUUGGGGAGCUUUGCUUGGUGGUUGUGCAAAUUAUGGCAAUCUUGAAUUGGGAAUUGAAGUUGCAGGGAGACUUUUUGAGUUGGAACCUAAUAAUCCAGGUAACUAUGUGCUCCUUUCCAACAUGUAUGCACAUAAAGGAAAACUGAGGGAAGCCGAUCAAGUUAGAAGAUUGAUGGGUAUCAAUAGGGUAAGAAAGGAACCUGGAUGUAGUUGGAUUGAUGUCAAAAAUAAGACCUUUGUGUUUACAGUGCAUGAUAAAUCACAUUCUAGGAUGGAUGAAAUUUAUGAGAUGUUGAAAAAAGUGGAGGAGUUAGUGAAGGAUAAAGGAUAUGUGCCUCAAAAACAGUAUGCUGUUAAUAGUGCUGACGAGGAUAAAGAACAGAGCUUGUGGUAUCAUAGUGAGAAAAUAGCUUUUGCAUUUGGGUUGCUAGCACUCCCUGCUGGUGCUCCAAUUAGGAUAAAGAAAAAUUUAAGGACUUGUGGUGAUUGUCAUAUGGUUAUGAAGUUUGCUUCAGAAGUUUUCAAGAGAGAGAUUAUUUUAAGGGAUAUCAAUCGGUUUCACCAUUUCAGGAAUGGUUUGUGUUCCUGCAGCGACUAUUGGUGAUUGUUCUUGAGUAAGUUUUGUAGUUAGAAACAUGGCAUUGUUUAGGGUAUUGAAGAGAUUUUUGUGUCUUCUUUCCCUCUCUUUUUGCAGGGUAUUGCCAUGCAACUCCUUGGAAUGAAAUUAAACUUUUUUCGGGUUAGUUAAUGAAAUUUUUUGUCCCCUUCAUAAGCUGUCUACAAUGAUGCAUAUGAUGGAAACCUGUACAAACUACAAACAUAAUAUAGUGAACCAUCCUUUAACCAUUUGUGCUAUUUGCCUAUCGCUGCUAGCUCCUAAAGUUAGGAAAAUGCAUCAUGCAGCAACCUCAUUCCAAAUUUUAGAAUCUUGUCAAGCUCUCUAUUAGCUUCCGUUUUGUUUUUGUCUUUUCAUCAGUCCUAAAAGAAAAGAAGUAACCCUUGAUUACCCUAUGCAAAACUUUGUGUUAUUUACAUGAGCCGCUCCGUUCUCAAAUGUUGUAGCAUGAUCCUAUAUUUGCUCGAAAGGAAAGACACACACCCUAUAUUUCUCUUCACUUUCCUCAUAUGAGAGUCGCCUGAAAAUGAGCAAUUAAGAAGUGAGGGCAAAAUGAAGUCAAGGACAGCCGGUGUUCAACUUGCCUUGAGUUGGACCUGUCUUAAAUCUUGUUACCCGGAUGUAUUGGCUUAGAUAAGUGCGUUCAGCAGGUCUUUCAUUUCAGUUUUUUUAGGUCAAUUCAUAUACUUAGCAGCUUCUCUCACUGUCUCUGUCCAAUUAGAGGAAAACAGUUUUCAAGAGGAGAAUCAUUUACAGAUCUUAGCAUGACUAUGUUUUACUUUUGGGAACUUAUAUAUCUAAUGUUGGUCGCUCGAGCUACAGUUGACCCCAACUACUUCAGUCUGAACUUCCCCUUUUGCCAAGUUCUAACUUACAGAGAAUCCACCAC
Molecule: messenger RNA, 3384 nt
Organism: Theobroma cacao (cacao)
Lineage: Eukaryota; Viridiplantae; Streptophyta; Magnoliopsida; Malvales; Malvaceae
Source: RefSeq, a predicted model, not a curated record